Messenger RNA from Oryza sativa Japonica Group (Japanese rice), 1295 nucleotides. Its product is annotated as phenylcoumaran benzylic ether reductase Pyrc5. NCBI's taxonomy places the organism in Eukaryota, Viridiplantae, Streptophyta, Magnoliopsida, Poales, Poaceae. Gene Ontology annotation, molecular function: oxidoreductase activity. The record is from RefSeq and is a predicted model, not a curated record.
AUUCAUCCACACCUGACCCAGGCACGCAGACAAGUCUAGGUUCGCCGUCGUCCUCUUCUUCCCGACGCUUCAUAUAGUUGCCUCGUCGGCGUGCACGAUCCCCCGCCGAUCAAGCUAGCCGGCCAGCCAGCGAAGCAGCUCCGGUGCUACUUCUUGCCUAUACCUCGCAACUUCUCUCAUGGCGGCGGCGGGGAAGGAGCCGAGCAGGGUUCUGGUCAUCGGCGGCACGGGCUACAUCGGCCGGUACAUCGUCGCCGCCAGCGCCCGGGAGGACCACCUCACCUCCGUCCUCGUCCGUGACCCGGCGCCGGCGGACCCUGCCAAGGCUGCCGUCCUCCAGGGCUUCCGGGACUCCGGAGCCACCCUCGUCAAGGGAGAUCUUUAUGGCCAUCAAAGUUUGGUGGCAGCCAUCAAAUCUGCUGAUGUGGUUAUCUCGGCUGUGGGUUACGCGCAACUAGCAGAUCAAACCCGUAUUAUUUCUGCUAUUAAAGAAGCAGGGAAUGUGAAGAGAUUCUUCCCUUCAGAGUAUGGUAAUGAUGUGGACCAUGUACAUGCAGUUGAGCCUGUGAAAUCAGUGUAUGCUACAAAAGCUCGUAUAAGGCGUGUAAUUGAGGCUGAGGGGAUCCCAUACACAUAUGUCUCCUCGAACUUCUUUGCUGGUCGUUUCUUGCCAAGUCUGGCACAGGCCUGGAUCAAGGGCCUUCCAACCGACAAGGUUAUCAUCCUUGGUGAUGGAAAUGUAAAAGGAGUCUUUGCCACAGAGGAGGAUGUGGGUACCUACACUAUUAAAGCUGUCGAUGAUCCAAGAACCCUGAACAAGAUCUUGUAUCUCAGGCCAUCAAGCAACAUUUUGUCUCACAACGAGCUCGUCUCACUCUGGGAGAAGAAGGUUGGCAAGACAUUUGAUAGGGUGUACAUCCCAGAAGAUGAAGUCCUGAAGAAGAUUCAAGAAUCCCCAGCACCGUUGAAUGUCGUACUGUCAAUCAACCAUUCUGUCUGGGUGAAGGGGGAUCACACCAACUUUGAGAUCGAGCCUUCAUUUGGAGUUGAAGCUACUGAACUUUACCCCGAUGUGAAGUACACCACUGUGGAUGAAUACCUGAACAGGUUCCUUUGAAAUCUGUACAAAUCCUACAAGGCUCGAAUAUAUAAAAUAUGGAAUAGAUAUUAGACAGUGAAAGUUGUGUUUUUCAAUAAGCAAAAUUUAAUUUUGUACAAAACGCUCUAGAGUGUAACUUAUUGAGAACAGUGAUGCUGGUGCUGUCUUUGCUGCCACCGCCAGAUUCAUUGCCGUA